Penicillium canescens is the source of this 2652-nucleotide messenger RNA. RefSeq lists its product as uncharacterized. The transcript has 4 exons. Gene Ontology annotation, cellular component: nucleus. Gene Ontology annotation, biological process: regulation of DNA-templated transcription. Lineage: Eukaryota; Fungi; Ascomycota; Eurotiomycetes; Eurotiales; Aspergillaceae. The record is from RefSeq and is a predicted model, not a curated record. Gene Ontology annotation, molecular function: protein binding; zinc ion binding; sequence-specific DNA binding. Bases 1 to 2652 code for a protein of 883 amino acids.
AUGGCCAACUCUAUGGACUUCAACCUUGACUAUGGUCCUGAUGAAUCUCAGGACUCCGGGGGUUCACAGCCCCUGGAUCCUUCCUACAUGGCCUUUCCCACCCAUGUCGGCAAUUAUGCCUUUAGCGCCAUGUUACCCCAGGACGCCAAUCUACCCGUGCAGAGCUUCGAGCGGCCACCCCAGGACCUGGAAGGACGUAUGUCUAAUGUCAUGCUCACCUACGACUCGAUGCCCAACCCGGUCUCAAUGCCCACAAGCCUGGAUCCCAACAGCGCCUAUACCUACAGUAUCCCGACAACCUACCCGGCAACCUCCAUGGGCCUGACGCAGUUGGAACAGUCACAGUUCCAGCCCGCCUACCAGUCCUUCCCACAAUCAAUGCCGGUCUCCUACUACCCCCAGACCCAUUCUCAGCUUCCACAGCCGCACCCGCAGGCGGCCCCGCUAGCACGCAAGGAACCCCACGAUACUAGCACCGAUGCCACGGCCAAUUUUGACGACCCGGAUUUUUCAGGCCAGAUGAGUGACCGGUCGCAGUUACAGAUGCAGCCGCGUCCUCAUCGGCCCCCACCCCAGGAGCGCCGGCUGCAGCCUGCGAGCCCGUACCGUGCCUCACAACCGGUCGCGAUCCAGCCCAAGAAACCCGUCCCCGCUAAAGGUGUUAUCGCGCCGGGGCUGGAAAAGCCCGAGAUUGGCAAGACCGAGCAUACCGGUAUCUACUCGAGUAGUGGAUUUGAUGUACUGGGUGCUUUGGGUCGUGUGGCAAUGCGCCCGAAUCCUAGAAUCAACAUUGGCGCAGUGGAUCUAUCCUGUGCUUUUGUGAUGUGUGAUAUCUUACGCGAAGAUCAGCCCAUUAUAUAUGUCUCAGAGGCCUUUGAAAGAUUGACAGGCUAUAACAAGGAGGAGAUUGUUGGUCGGAACUGUCGAUUCCUUCAAGGGCCUGAUGGCAAGGUCUCCCCUGGUGCGAAGCGGACUUUUGUUGAUGGACAGACGGUCUACCGGCUGCGGUCAACCAUUGAUGAUCGCAGUGAGAUCCAAGCAAGUAUAAUUAACUAUCGCAAGGGCGGACAGCCGUUUAUGAAUCUCAUCACUAUGAUCCCUAUCCAGUGGGACUCGGAGGAGUAUCGGUAUUACGUCGGGUUCCAAGUCGACCUGGUUGAAAAGCCCGAUGCCGUUACGAGGAGAAACCCUGAUGGCACUUAUAGCAUUAACUAUCAACGGGAUCAACUGCCUCAGUAUGUGGUCCCACCUCCAGACGCGUACACAACUAGGCCAGACCUCGUGGCGCAAUUUGGUCAUGAUGAAGUGACUGCCAUCCUCAAUGCAGUGAGUGCAUCUGGCAAUGAAGUCAGCCGUCACUACUUGGAUCGCAUUUUGGUUGAGAAUACCGAUGAUGUGAUCCAUGUGGUUUCGUUCAACGGUGAAUUCCUGUAUUUAUCGCCGUCUUGCCAAAAGAUUCUCGAGUAUGACCCGGUCGAGCUGGUUGGCAAGACCUUGUCUACGAUCUGCCAUCCUAGCGAUAUUGGUCCCGUGAUGCGUGACUUGAGGGCGAGCACGACAGCUGCUCCAGUGAGUGUGGUAUAUCGUAUCAGACAAAAGUACCGGGGAUACAUGUGGUUCGAGAGUCAUGGUGCAUGGCACAUUGACCGGAGUCAUGGCCGGAGACAUCUUGUCCUGACCGGCCGUCCUCGACCGGUCUACGCACUGGAUCAAAUUGCCCGACUGGGCUCGUCUGCCGCGCUGGCUGAAAACGACAUCUGGGCCAAGAUUUCUUUGUCCGGUGUCAUUCUAUUCAUCACUACUAAAGUGAAGCCGGUUCUCGGCCGCUCGCCCGAUGAUUUUAUUGGAAAGGGCUUACAGGAGAUCAUGGAGCCCGAGUCUGGUGGUCCUGCCACAAUCACACAAGCUCUGGAUGCGGCGUCUCGUGGCCAGGGGGCGGGCAUGACCGCCGUCGCGGGCAGCAACAAGAACACCGAGGAUCUCCCGUCUUUCAGGCACCAGAUGCAGCACAAGAAAGGACACGUCCUCUCGGCGCAUACUACUAUAUACGCUGGUGAUGCCAGAAAAGGAGUCAAACCGUCCUUCCUUGUCGCCCAGAUUCGAUUUGCUCGAUCUUUCCCUCCAUCCUCCACCGCUAUAACAGCUGCCGGGGACGAAAACCUUGCUGCGCUCCCCGGCACCGCACGAAACACAACCCUCACCGUUGAUGACCCUCUACCGCCCCGCCAAUACGGAGCUCUUGGCCAACGAAAGCCCGACCUCUCAAACCUCAUUGGACUCAACGGUCUGCCAACUGGGAACAGCAGCAUCUCAUCCUCUGCCGACCCAGCAACCUUCUUCACAGAACUCAACCCCACCCGCGGAUCAAGCUGGCAAAUCGAGCUGCGUGAACUAGAGAAGCAGAACCGCACUCUGGCAGAUGAACUGCAACGUCUGCUGGCCCGACGCAAGAAGCGCAAGCGCAAGCAGAGCGCUGCCUCCGUAGAAAAGACGUGCGCCAUGUGCAGGACCAAGGUUACUCCAGAGUGGCGCCGCGGUCCUAGUGGAAAUCGUGAUCUUUGCAACAGUUGUGGUCUGCGGUGGGCCAAGCAAGUCCGUGGUCAGGCGCAGGCGCAGGCUGGGGCUUCUGCGUCGGCAGUUGCGGGUGCUUGA